AUGCCAUCUGGAGGUGUGACAGAAUCUUGUCAGGAAUGGGCUUAUAGAUGCCAUUUGGAAAUAUAUGCCCUGGCUAGAUACAAGUAUCGAAUCUACAAUCAAACACUCACAGAUAUGCCCUGGCUAGAUACAGGUAUCGAAUCUGGAACUUCAAACUCUUCAUACAGAUAUGCCCUGGCUAGAUACAGGUAUCGAAUCUACAAUCAAUCGCUCACAGAUAUGCCCUGGCUAGAUAUAGGUAUCGAAUCUGGAACUUCAAACUCUUCAUGCAGAUAUGCCCUGGCUAGAUACAGGUAUCGAAUCCACAAUCAAUCGCUCACAGAUAUGCCCUGGCUAGAUACAGGUAUCGAAUCUAGAACUUCAAACUCUUCAUGCAGAUAUGCCCUAGCUAGAUACAGGUGUCGAAUCUACAAACAAUCACUCACAGAUAUGCCCUGGCUAGAUACAGGUAUCGAAUCUGGAAUUAGUCGUCUACAGACAUGCCCUGGCUGGAUACAGGUAUUGAAUCUGGAAUUCUUCGUCUACAGAUAUGCCCUGACUGGAUACAGGAAUCGAAUCUCUAAACUCUUCAUGCAGACAUGCCCUGGCUGGAUACAGGUAUCGAAUCUACAAUCAGUUACUCACAGAUAUGCCCUGGCUAGAUACAGGAAUCGAAUCUGGAAUUCUUCGUCUACAGAUAUGCCCUGGCUGGAUACAGAUAUGCCCUGGCUGGAUACAGGAAUCGAAUCUCUAAACUCUUCAUGCAGACAUGCCCUGGCUAGAUACAGGUGUCGAAUCUACAAUCAGUUACUCACAGAUAUGCCCUGGCUAGAUACAGGAAUCGAAUCUGGAAUUGCAACAGUUGAUAUCGUUGCUUUUCUUUCUGUUACUUCAAAAGUAGCUGCUUCAGCUUCAGCCACUAGAAUUUUGGAUAUUCCUUUUUAUUUCUCAUCAAACGAAUGGCAUCUUCUUCUAGAAAUCCUAGCUAUUCUUAGCAUGAUAUUAGGGAAUCUCAUUGCUAUUACCCAAACAAGCAUGAAACGUAUGCUUGCCUAUUCGUCCAUAGGUCAAAUCGGAUAUGUAAUUAUUGGAAUAAUUGUUGGAGACUCAAAUGGUGGAUAUGCAAGCAUGAUAACUUAUAUGCUGUUCUAUAUCUCCAUGAAUAUAGGAACUUUUGCUUGCAUUGUGUUAUUUGGUCUACGUACCGGAACUGAUAACAUUCGAGAUUAUGCAGGAUUAUACACGAAAGAUCCUUUUUUGGCUCUCUCUUUAGCCCUAUGUCUCUUAUCCUUAGGAGGUCUUCCUCCACUAGCAGGAAUAUCAAUGAACCCUAUUAUUGAAAUUGCUCAGGAUACCCUUUUUUAG
Molecule: messenger RNA, 1344 nt
Organism: Vicia faba (fava bean)
Lineage: Eukaryota; Viridiplantae; Streptophyta; Magnoliopsida; Fabales; Fabaceae
Source: the annotation of a GenBank genome assembly